Stegodyphus dumicola is the source of this 2842-nucleotide messenger RNA. It is a transcript of the gene Gabat, whose product is annotated as 4-aminobutyrate aminotransferase. NCBI's taxonomy places the organism in Eukaryota, Metazoa, Arthropoda, Arachnida, Araneae, Eresidae. Gene Ontology annotation, cellular component: mitochondrion. The record is from RefSeq and is a predicted model, not a curated record. Gene Ontology annotation, biological process: GABA catabolic process. Gene Ontology annotation, molecular function: 4-aminobutyrate:2-oxoglutarate transaminase activity; pyridoxal phosphate binding.
CAGUAAAUGAUCAGUUGUUUAUUAUGCUUCGGAGGGGAGGCUGCUCUAUGUUUUCAUCUGCAAUGGCUGCAUGUUACAUGUUGCGUGGUACAGGAUGCUCUUCAACCGGUAUUUUAAAGCAGAAUGUCAUUGCGAAAUGUAAAUCUGUGAUUGGCAUUAGAAAUUUAUUUGUAUCUCCCCUUUCUUGCAAUGUGUUCAGUGAACCUGAUGGUCCAAAAGUUACCACACAAAAUGUUCCUGGUCCCAAAUCGCUGUCGCUGAAGAAAGAGCUUAGUAAUCUUCAAAAUACUGUUGCUGUUCAGCUUUUCAUUAAUUACAGCAAAUCUUAUGGCAACUAUAUAUGCGAUGCCGAUGACAAUAUAUUUUUGGAUGUAUAUAAUCAAAUAUCAUCCAUGCCUCUGGGUUAUAACCACCCUGCUCUAUUAGAUGCAAUGAAAAACCCGGCUAAUAUGGUAGCAUUUGUAAAUCGGCCUGCGUUAGGAGUUUUACCCCCUGCCGACUUUGUUGAUAAGCUGCAUGCCAGUAUUAUGUCAGUUGCCCCACCAGGUAUGAAAGAAAUUCAGACCAUGGCCUGUGGUUCUUGCUCUAAUGAGAAUGCUUUUAAAGCCGUAUGUUUUUGGUAUAAAUAUAAAGAACGUGGCGGAAACCCUCCUACAGAGCAGGAACUCCAAAGUUGUAUGAUAAAUAAAGAGCCUGGUUGUGCACCAUUAAGUAUUAUGUCAUUUAUGGGUGGUUUUCAUGGUCGUACAUUUGGAGCUCUUGCCACAACUCAUUCAAAACCAAUUCACAAAUUAGAUGUUCCUUCCUUUGACUGGCCUAUUGCUAAUUUUCCCAGGUAUAAAUAUCCACUUGAAGAAUUUGAGAAAGAAAACAAUUCUGAAGAUGCAAAAUCUCUUGCUCAUGUUGAAGAGUUAAUCGAAGAGUACAAGAAGAAAGGCACUCCUGUAGCUGGUUUGAUCGUGGAGCCUAUACAAGCAGAAGGAGGAGAUAAUCAUGCUUCUGAUAAUUUUUUUUGCAAGCUGAGGAAAAUCUGCUUAGAUAAAAAUGUUGCAUUCAUUUGUGAUGAAGUUCAGACUGGAUGUGGACCAACGGGUAAAUUCUGGGCACAUGAACAUUGGGGAUUAGAUGUUCCUCCUGAUAUGGUAACUUUUAGCAAAAAAAUGUUAACAGGUGGCUACUUUUACAGGGAAGAGUUUCGACCAAGAGAACCAUAUCGGGUUUUUAAUACUUGGUUAGGAGAUCCCUCUAAAAUGGUACUUUUGGAGCAAGUUAUUAAAGUAAUUAAAGAGCAGAAUCUCCUGAAAAAUAUGGAAGUCACUGGAGCUCAUUUAUUAAAAGGUAUAAAGGAAUUACAAGGGAAAUAUCAAAAUAAAAUUUUCAAUGCACGUGGCAGGGGCACUUUUGCAGCAUUAGAUUUUGUGGAUGCCGAAGCUAGGGAUAAAACUAUAAAAGCGUUACAUAAACAAGGCAUCCACUGUGGGGGCAGUGGUGUUAAAACCUUAAGAAUAAGAACUGCUUUAAUAUUUCAGCCCAAGCAUGCGGAUAUUUUUCUAGACCGUCUAAAUCAAGUAUUAGGAGAGGAAUUUUAAUUUCUUUUUAUUAAAAUUUAUGAAAUUAUAAAAAUAUAUAUUUCCUACAAGAAAGAGGCCAUAUAGUAAAUUAUAAACAUUUAUGCCAAUGAAAAAUUGUUUUACUUAUUAUAAGAGAUUUAUUUUAUAAAUUUUUAAUAAAAUUCUCUGUAGCAGAAUUUUGAAAGUUAGGGUUAUUAUAAUUGUAUAUAGCAACUUUACCAAAUUAUUAGCUCAUAUGGGAUAUUAUAUAUUUUUACAUUUUAUAGUUGUAUUAUUUCUCUAUUUGUAUUGGUAACAAAUUGCUGUGUAAACCAGAUUAUACUCAAAAUUGUUAUUUGUAUGUACGAACUGAAUUCAAUCAUGAUCAUGUAAUCCCAAAGGAAAAAAUAUAAAUGAGAAAAUAGCACUGUAUAAACAUUUCAAAUCAUGAUGAAUCAUUAAGUGCACUAAAUUGCCAUGAAAGAACUGUGGACUUUCUUAUUGAAGCUUUUUUGGAUUACCUAAUAAUCAGCUUUGUAACAUUUUUAUUAUUUUUUGUUCUCAUAUAUGCAUCUACUUAUAUAUUAUAGCUAUUAUAGUUUUUGUAAUGAAUUAACUAAAAAAUUUUCUCCCUAAUUUUUAGUUCAGAUUACUUGUUGAUAUUAAGAUAAAAUUAAUUUAUAAAUAUGCUAGCAUUUUGAUAUGAUGUUAAUACUUUGUUAAAAAUGACAAUAAAGAUAACCUUUUUUUUUAAUUUAAGAUUGUAAGUCUAAAUAAUUAUGUGAAUAAAAUAAUGUUUUCAUACAAUUCAAAUGGUAAUUCCAAUUAGCAUCACUGAGCAAAUAAAAUAAUGUAUAUAUAAUAAGCUGAAUAUUUGUUAAAUACAUAUAUUUUAAUUGAUUUUUCAAUGUUAAUGAUAUAUGAUUGUUUUAAAUUUGGCCAAAAUUUUGUUUAUAUUUUUAAGAAUAUAGGUAAAGCUGUAUAUUAGGAAAUGUAAAUUAUACCAAGUUUCACUUUUACUAUUUACUUUGUAUACUUUUAUAUUGAACUUUUAUGCCAUAUAUAAGGCAAAGUUUGAUGGCAAAUGCUAUCAGAAAAUUCUGAUCAAUUUAAGAGUAAACAAGGGAUUAAUCACUGAGAAACAGAAUAACCUGAUUAUCUGUUGACUAAUGGAAUGAUUAUAUUUUUGACUUCUGGAAUUCAUUUAAGACUAUUUAAUAGUCAUACUUACUUGGGAUUCAUUUAUCUUCAGUGUACAGUUUAGAAAUAAAAGAUGAAAACUAAGCUAUGCA